Molecule: messenger RNA, 618 nt
Organism: Aplysia californica (California sea hare)
Lineage: Eukaryota; Metazoa; Mollusca; Gastropoda; Aplysiida; Aplysiidae
Product: PI-actitoxin-Avd5a
Exons: 2
Coding region: 199-444 (81 amino acids)
Molecular function (GO): protein binding
Source: RefSeq, a predicted model, not a curated record
AGAAUGCCAGACCAAAGCAUAUUCCAUGUCGGCGUUACACAUAGGCCUAUAUAAUAUAAAUAGACACUCAGUCUUUGGUUCAGUCGAGAUAAGCCACAAACAGCAAACUACAGCUCGAGUCACAGCUAGAGUGGAGGAAGAUUUUCAUCAGUCAGUGGCCUCAUCUCUCCUAUUCUUGCAAUCUACAUAGUCAUCAAAAUGGCUUCGCUCAAAGUCUUCGCUGCGUGUGUUCUUGUGUUUAUGGGACUUGUUGCACUUGGCCAGAGCGCCCCGGUCGAUGUUCGGUGUGAAGAUAUGGGAUGUUUUGCCCUCUAUGACCCCGUGUGUGGCUCUGACGGACACACGUACAGCAACUCCUGCACGCUCGACGUGGCAAACUGUGGCAAGACUGGUGAUGACGUCAUCAAACAGGUGUCCAAGGGUGCCUGUGGUGAUGACAGUUAGUCAAGGAGUUUACAGUUCUAAACUCCUUGCAGUUAGUCCAUACACGUACGGUGUAUAUUAUUCAUUGUAUUGUAUGGCGAGACUUCUACUACUAACACGAGAUAUUAAAGUCUUUUAAUUAUUUUUUUUAUCCUUUCACAGCAAACGAAAUAAAAGAGAAAUGGAGAAACUCUA